CUCUCUCAGCCUUUCUCUCUGGAACACAUGAAAUUCGGAGGCUCUCCUCCCCAAACACGAGCACAGCAGUCAUCGAAGCGGCCGGAGAACCCCCCUCCCCACACAACAUGGCUACAAUCGCAACCUCGACCAGGUUUACCGACGAAUACCAGCUUUACGAGGAGCUCGGGAAGGGUGCCUUCUCCGUGGUGCGCAGAUGCGUGAAGAAAUCCACAGGCCAGGAAUAUGCUGCUAAAAUUAUCAACACAAAGAAACUAUCAGCAAGAGAUCAUCAGAAACUGGAACGAGAGGCCCGGAUCUGUCGUCUUCUCAAACACCCCAAUAUUGUCCGACUCCAUGACAGUAUUGCAGAGGAAGGUUUUCAUUAUCUGGUCUUUGACCUUGUGACUGGGGGGGAGCUGUUUGAAGACAUCGUUGCCAGAGAGUAUUACAGUGAGGCUGAUGCGAGCCACUGCAUCAAUCAGAUCCUGGAGAGUGUCAAUCAUAUUCACCAGCAUGACAUUGUGCACAGAGACCUCAAGCCUGAAAACCUGCUGUUGGCCAGUAAGAUGAAGGGAGCAGCAGUGAAGCUGGCUGACUUUGGGCUGGCCAUUGAGGUACAGGGAGACCAGCAAGCAUGGUUUGGUUUUGCAGGCACCCCUGGCUACCUAUCUCCAGAGGUCCUGAGGAAGGACCCCUAUGGGAAACCUGUGGAUAUUUGGGCCUGUGGUGUGAUCCUAUAUAUUCUGCUGGUGGGCUAUCCUCCAUUUUGGGAUGAAGAUCAGCACAAGCUGUACCAGCAGAUCAAGGCUGGGGCUUAUGAUUUUCCUUCGCCUGAGUGGGACACAGUCACUCCUGAGGCCAAGAACCUCAUCAACCAGAUGCUGACCAUCAACCCAGCCAAGAGGAUCACUGCUGAGCAGGCCCUGAAGCACCCAUGGGUCUGCCAACGGUCAACAGUGGCAUCCAUGAUGCAUCGCCAGGAGACUGUGGAGUGCCUGCGCAAGUUCAAUGCUCGGAGAAAACUCAAGGGAGCCAUCCUCACCACUAUGCUGGUUUCCAGAAACUUUUCAGUGGGCCGGCAGCAUACCAGCCCUGCUGCUCCCACCACCAGCACUGCCGCGCUUGCACAGGAAGCAUGCAAAAGUUUACUCAACAAAAAAUCUGGUGAUGGGGUUAAGCCCCAGACAAACAACACUAAAAACAGUGUAGUGAGUGCCGUAGUGAGUGCCCUGAAGGAGAGCAACACAGCCUCCUCUACACCAAUGGAGCCGCAGACUACGGUAGUGCACAACCCAGCAGAUGGCACCAAGGGCUCCACAGAGAGCUGUAACACCAAUGAGGAAGAGGAUAUGAAAGGUAGGAAAGCGGAGAGUGCUCAGGGGGCCAGCAGUGACAGUGCGGUGAUGAGUCAGUGCAGUGCCGGGGACGAGCCGCCCGCUCUGGUGGCCUCGCCACAGGCCUCUCCAGCCACUCUGGUGCAUGACAUAAAGCGCAUGGCGUGGAACAGUUCAGGACACGCUUCGUGCCCAGAGUUAGAGUGUGCUCAGUCUGUUCCUCAUGCCACAUCUCAGGGGGGCAGCAAUGUGUCUGCAACUGCAGCAAGUGGGGCCGCAGCCCAGUCUCGUAAGCAGGAGAUCAUCAAAAUCACAGAGCAACUGAUCGAAGCUGUGAACAAUGGAGACUUUGAAGCGUACACGAGAAUCUGUGACCCUGGCCUGACCUCAUUCGAGCCUGAAGCUCUGGGUAACCUGGUGGAAGGGAUGGACUUCCACAAGUUUUACUUUGAAAACUUGUUAAGUAAGAACAACAAGCCGGUGCACACCACCAUCCUGAACCCCCAUGUUCACCUGAUUGGAGAAGAUGCAGCUUGCAUUGCAUAUAUCCGGCUGACGCAGUACAUCGACAGCCAGGGCCGUCCGCGCAGCUGCCAGUCUGAGGAGACCCGCGUGUGGCACCGCCGAGACUCAAAGUGGCUCAAUGUGCAUUUCCACUGCUCAGGAGCGCCAGCCGCACCCUUACAGUGAACACUGCGGGACAAAGGUUGUCCGGAUUCUUGAGUGAUGGGAGUGUUUCUUCUUUGUGGCCGGAUGGGCACAUUGAGGCCGGCUGGACGACAGCAAGCUACAGAACAUGCCAUUGAAGAAUUUCGAUAACAUCCAGUCCAACUGUCAACACCACCUAUCCUGUUUAACCUUUGACCAAUAGGAGCCGGCCGCGGCUGUGGCCCCACCCUCGGGACGGUGCAUGCAUCUGACGCCCACAUGGGGGCGCUGUCUAGUCCUUACCCAUGGAACCAUCUUUUUUGCCCGUUAAAGAUGUCUAGAAGGUGUUGUAAGUACUGAUCUAUGAAUUCAUAAAUAUACUGUAUAUUGUUAAAAAAAAAAGCUACAAUCAAGUUUGAAAAGCAUUUAUGUAAGUAAAAUGGAACGGGGGUGGGGAGGGGAGGGUCACUACAUAAAAAAACAACAAUAAAAAAAAACAAAAAACAAAAACAAAGAUAGACUCUUGCCCUAAACUGGUAAAGUUUAUAAGGGCGUAAUCUUAAUCCUCCAUCUUGUACACUUUGUAGAUUUUGGAUACAAAUUGUUUAGAGAAUUAAGGGAAUGUGUCAACUAAUCAGAAAGAGUGUCAUUAACAAAAAAAACAAAACAAAACAAAAAAAACAUUGGGAGAGUACAGACGUACUUCAUAUCAAGAAGCACCAAAGUGUAGUCUUUAGGCUUUUAAAAGAGUGUUUCUGUGUGCUUUUUUUUAAACUUUAAACCAAGGUCUGUGGGAAGGUUUGAGUUUUUCUGGGUGUUAGUAUUGUGUGUUAAUGUGGAACUCUUUUCUUUCUUUCUUUCUUGCUUUUUUUUCCUUUUUUUUUUUGGACUGAGGCUGUAUCAGACAGAAAGUAUUUUGUGUUACGUAAUUUGAAUUUUUAAGACUAAUUUUAAAGCUUUUUUUUUUUUUUAAGUUAAACUUAAUAUACGUGUAAAGUUCUAUAAAUAUAUAUUUAAAAGAGAUCAAGUGAAAUAAGGUUCACCUCCAGGGUGUGGGGAAAACAGUUUUUUUCCUGUGGCUCUGUUGUGCGUGUGUGUUUGUGUGCGUGCGUUUGUAUGGACUUACUAAUAAACUUAGACACGCCACACUAUUCUAUUACCUUAGGUAGACCGCUCCAGCUCUAGUUGAAUGCGUACCGGAGAGUGUUUAAUAGCCCGAGCGAACAGACCGAGCUCUGUCUAAAUAGCACUAAGUACUACUACUAGUCCUAGAGAGGCCCUUCUGUUUUACUUUAGUUUUCAUAGAUAGGAAUAAAAACACUCAGCCUGCCUCUCAAAACCCAUUUUAGAGUCAGAAUUCAUGGUACUGAUGGUCAACUGCCUACCACAUUGAGAUACUAUAUUUAGCAACAUGGCACAAGCUCAAAGAAAGCAAGAUUGUGGAGAUAACGUCUGUUUGACAUUGAGGUGUUUCAAAUGCUAGCCUGAAACCACUCUUAGGCAAGUGCUGGGAAGUUGGUGUGGUGGAAGUAAACAGAGGCUGGAGCACAGGCCAAGGAUGUGAAACAUUCUCCUCAAAUGAGAUCAUCACACACUGCCUCUUCAUAGACAGAACAAUACACCCACACCCAGAUCCACACAUGCACACACACUCUUAGUGGAACUGUUCAAGUUUGUGGCUGUUUCUACUCAUGGUGGUCUUGUCUGAAUCACCCUGUCCUAAAUGUGUUGUACUUGUGGUUCACAUUGGUGAUGGGUUUGUACACUUGUUAAUGCUGUGUAGUACACACAUUAAAUCCAUCAUUAACAUGAAGUGAGAGGGUAAAUCUCCUCACUUUACAUGAAAAGUGACAUGCAUUCAGCUUUUAAGAUCACUCGUGAUUUACUCAUCUUUCUUUAAACAUGAGUCAGACAUGUUUUCUGAAGAAUUACAGGGUUUAAGGCUUUGGUUAUUAUGAAUUAAGCUUAUGGUUCUUGUUACAGCACAAUUAGCUUGUUCCAGCUUUGAUGAGAGGUGGUUAAAAAAUAAAUUAAAAAAUAACUAUUCAUGUCACAUGCUUCGUUUCAAUAGGAUAUUGGUAAGCAGCAAUGUAAAGUGUUCUGGAAAAAGGACAAACAUAAAUUUAUAUAUAUAUAUAUCUCCACCCCCCUCUGCGGAAUAAAGGAUUAUUAUAGUUGUUUUUUUGUUUUUUAAACAAAAGAGUUCUCAGUCUGUGUAAAUACAUGUAGUGUUCACACAUCCUUCAUCGAGUGUAGGGCUUUGGUACAUAUCAGCACUGUAACUCUGCACGUGUGAGUGUGUGUAUGUGUGCGUCACCUUCAUCACAAAGCCCUCUUAGUGACGUCAUCAGACUCUGUGAUGCUGUUUUAAGCUUGUAUUUUGUUUUAUUUUUUUGUUUUUUUGUUUAUUUUUUGCGCUUUUUGGGGAACUGCUGCCUUGCCUGGCUGAGUCAGAGUUACUUUUUUAUUUUUAUUUUUUAAAUCCAUCCAAUAGCUCCGUAGAAACCGAAGGGAAAAAAAAAACAAAAGUGGACACACUAAACCAUAGGCUAUUUAGACAUAUAAAGCAAAAUCUACCCCCUGCCCAAAAGCUAGGAAUGAACACUGGGCCAGGAUCUACCCAAUGUGAGGGGAAAUCCUAAUAUGCAGCUUAAAUAAAGGAACGAAUAUGCAUGUCUACUUUUUCUUGGUAAAUCUUUUUUCAACUGUCUGUGUUUACUUGAUUCAAAUGGGGAAAAUCUGUUAUAGUUGCAUCUCUGAAAUGAAAACCACUCCAUUUGGGGAUUAUACAUAAGUGAUAUACCACGUUUAAAAAGAAAAAAGUAAAAAAAAAAAAUUAAACAGAAGUCUCAGCUUGGAAUGCUCCCCUCAUUCAGAGUAAAACUAUUGCAUUGUAAUGGUAUACUAUUGGGCUACGUAUAUACUCGGAGUUAAAACAUGGAUGCUGGAUUUUGCAUGAUCAUACAUUUAAUAAAACCAUGAAUUGACAACUA
Colossoma macropomum (tambaqui) is the source of this 4957-nucleotide messenger RNA. It is a transcript of the gene camk2g1, whose product is annotated as calcium/calmodulin-dependent protein kinase (CaM kinase) II gamma 1. Gene Ontology annotation, molecular function: calmodulin binding; calcium/calmodulin-dependent protein kinase activity; ATP binding. Gene Ontology annotation, cellular component: neuron projection; cytoplasm. The record is from RefSeq and is a predicted model, not a curated record. The transcript is spliced from 23 exons. Bases 108 to 2006 code for a protein of 632 amino acids. NCBI's taxonomy places the organism in Eukaryota, Metazoa, Chordata, Actinopteri, Characiformes, Serrasalmidae. Gene Ontology annotation, biological process: protein phosphorylation.